Molecule: messenger RNA, 1804 nt
Organism: Eleginops maclovinus (Patagonian blennie)
Lineage: Eukaryota; Metazoa; Chordata; Actinopteri; Perciformes; Eleginopidae
Gene: fgf23
Product: fibroblast growth factor 23
Exons: 3
Coding region: 109-903 (264 amino acids)
Biological process (GO): positive regulation of protein phosphorylation; fibroblast growth factor receptor signaling pathway; positive regulation of cell population proliferation
Cellular component (GO): cytoplasm
Molecular function (GO): growth factor activity; type 1 fibroblast growth factor receptor binding
Source: RefSeq, a predicted model, not a curated record
GAGUGGCACUCGUUGGGCUUUAAAUAGGAACUGUAUCCAAACUUUGGGACAACAGAGCAUCUGAAAACUUCCAGCAGCUCGCAGUGGAAAGCACCGGUUUGCUCCAGGAUGGACGUCAACAGGAGACUGGGGAUGAAGGAUGCUGUGCUGGCGCUUUUACUCACCGUACUCCAGGGAUUUCCGCUCGGGGAAACGGCCCCGAAUCCUUCACCGCUGGUUGGAUCUAACUGGGGGAACCCGAGGAGAUAUGUCCACCUGCAGACAUCCACAGAGCUCAACAACUUCUACUUGGAGAUCAAAUUGGAUGGCACUGUGCGCAGGACUACAGUGAGGAGCUCAUAUAGUGUGAUUUUACUGAGAGCUGAGACCAGAGAGCGCAUUGCCAUCUUUGGCGUCAAAAGUAGCCGUUACCUGUGUAUGGAUUUGGAGGGUAACCCAUUCAGCUCGCCUACCUGCCUCAGGGACGACUGCCUGUUCAACCACAGGCUUCUGGAGAAUAACCGGGACGUGUACUACUCCAGCCGGACCGGCAUCCUCUUCAACCUGGAAGGCUCCCGGCAGGUGUUCGCGGCGGGGCAGAACCUCCCGCAGACCUCCCUCUUCCUGCCCAAGAGUAACACGGUGCCGCUGGAGCGCCUGAUGCACCGGGAGAAGAGGAACCAGGUAGUGGACCCCUCCGACCCACACAAUGUCUACUUCGGUCAGACCGAGGAGGGUUCGGACUCUCGGGCAGUUCCGGAGGACGACGCAGAUCUAGAGGUCGAGGUAGAGGUUGAAGUGGAAGUUGGAGACGAUGGGCGCAACGUGUCCCGGGAGACCCCGCUGGCUCCAUCCACCCACGACCCCUGGAACGUGCACUCGUCCAACCCGGCCAGCCCUCGCAGCACCGGGAUCAUGGGCUGAAUUUUGUGGUGACUGACAUGGAUAUGUUUACCCAGUUAGACCAAGUUGCAAAACAGUAGAUUUGGACUUGCAGCCCCUUUUGCACAACUUGCGUUAAAACUCAAUUAUUUGAGAUCACUGCGGAAUAACAAGUUAAAUCUAUAAUAAGGUAUUUAACAAUGAUUCAUUUUAUAAAUAAUUCGUAUUUUGUGCAUUCACACAAGCAGGUUUGGUAAAAAUAUAUAUAUAUUUUAUUAACUUAUUUUGAGCCAAGAUCCAAAAUCAUUACCCAUCCACAUCCAGUACAGUAAGUUGGCUCUCUCUCUCUGACUGAGCUAUAGCUAAGAUGACAAAUGGUCGUAAAAAUUGAUUUGAUUUUUAAUAAAUACAGUUUGGUGGGCCUGAAGAAUGUAAAGAUGAUGUAUUCUAGUGGAGCUUACCUAAAGCAACCAGUCUUAGAAUUUUAUAAUCACAGUCAGCAUGCAUUUUUUUAAAGACUAUUUUCAAUAGGUUUUUACAGCUGGUCUGAGGAACCCUUAUUUGGCAGUGACAUGUUAUAUCAAGACAGAAGCCUAUCAUAGCCCACCUCUGGAUGACCGUGGGACCUGUCUGUGAAACUGGGAAGGCAUGAUUUUAAAUCAAAAUAUAUAGAUAUAUACAUAAGAGUUUUAUUUAGUAGAGUUAAUUGUAAGUUUUGCCUUUAUUUUACAGUCUUACGUUUACUGAGUUGGAUAUAGGAGAUUUGAUGUUUGUUUAUUUUCAGAUUUAAACUUAAAUAGUGAUUCCAAAAACGUCUUAAACUACAAACAACUACAAUACUUGUUGUGUUAAUGUUUCUGUAUUUGUACAAUCAAAUUCAUGACUUGAACGAAUCAUACAACAGGGUAAAGAUGCUUUCACAGAGCAGUAAUCUUCAAGAACA